CGCGCUUGGCGCCGGGCAGGGGGGCGUGGCCGGAGGCCGGACCGUUGCGCGGCCCUAACCGUCGCUGCCGCGGCUGAGGAGGAGCGCGGCGCUCGGGGCCCGGUCGCGCUGCUCGGCGGAGGCACGGCCCGCACGGCCCGCUGCGGCCGGCAGCCAGGAUUUGGAAAAUGCCGAACCGAAGGUUUGCUGAUGGCGAGGUGGUGAUGGGUCGUUGGCCAGGAAGUGUCCUGUAUUAUGAAGUACAAGUGACUAAUUAUGAUGAUGUUACUCAUCUUUAUACCGUUAAGUACAAAGAUGGGACUGAACUUGCUUUGAAAGAAAGUGAUAUAAAGUCCCAAUCAUCGUUCAAGCCCAGGAAGAGCCAGUCUUCUUCAAGUUCUCCUUCCAGAAGAAGUACUAGCAGGUCACGAUCUAGAUCUCCUGGUCGGCCAGCAAAAGGCAGACGCCGUUCUUCUUCCCAAAGCAGAGAACGUAAAGAUGACAAAAAGAAAAUUAUUCAGGAAACCAAUUUAGCUCUACUGAAACCAAGUGAGAACAACACCAGAAGGUACAAUGGUGAACCUGACAGCACAGAGAGAAAUGACACAUCCAGCAAAAUCUUGGAGCAAAAAUUGAAACCAGACCUGGAAAUAGAGCGUGUGCUUGAUAAGUACAGCUUGCGUCCAAGAGAAGAGGAAAAGAAAAAAGAAGAGAUAUAUUCAGAGAAAAAGGUUUUUGAGAUGGUAAAAACUACUGAGAAAGUAUCAUCAAAAACAAAAGAGCUGGAGUUUGGUGGAAGAUUUGGAACCUUCGUGCUGAUAUUUUUCCUACCUGCUACUGUAUUCUACUUGCUGUUGAUGUGUGAACAAGACGACCCCAGCCUUAUGAACUUCCCUCCUCCUAUGCCAGCACUUGAAAGUCUCUGGGAAGCUAGGGUGUUUGGUGUCUUUCUUCUGUGGUUUUUCCUUCAAGCUCUGUUCUACUUACUGCCGAUUGGAAAGGUUGUGGAAGGCCUACCUCUUUCAAAUGGAACAAAACUGCAGUACAGGAUAAAUGGGUUUUAUGCUUUUGUUUUGACUGCUGCAAUUAUUGGAAUAUUAUUAUAUUUUCAAUUCGAACUUCAUUAUUUGUACGAACACUUCCUGCAGUUCGCAGUAUCAGCUGCAGUUUUUUCUAUGGGAUUGAGCAUUUAUCUGUAUAUCCGGUCCCUGAAAGCACCUGAGGAAGACCUAGCACCAGGUGGAAAUUCUGGGUAUCUUGUUUAUGACUUCUUUACUGGACAUGAAUUGAACCCUCGUAUUGGGAGUUUUGACCUCAAAUACUUCUGUGAGUUGCGUCCAGGAUUAAUUGGCUGGGUUGUUAUAAACUUGGUGAUGCUCUUGGCUGAGAUGAAGAUACAUAAUCAGAGUAUGCCAUCUCUGUCAAUGAUACUCGUGAACAGCUUUCAGCUUCUUUAUGUGGUAGAUGCUCUUUGGAAUGAGGAAGCUGUUCUGACUACAAUGGAUAUUACCCAUGAUGGAUUUGGAUUCAUGCUUGCAUUUGGAGAUUUGGUAUGGGUUCCAUUUGUCUACAGUCUGCAGGCCUUCUAUUUAGUUGGACAUCCUACUGCAAUUUCUUGGCCUGCUGCUGCUGCAAUUAUUAUUCUGAAUGGUAUUGGGUAUUACAUAUUCCGUAGUGCAAAUUCUCAGAAAAAUAGUUUCCGAAGGAAUCCAGCAGAUCCCAAAUUGGCCUAUCUGAAAUUCAUACCCACUGCAACUGGAAAAGGGCUUCUUGUUACAGGUUGGUGGGGCUUUGUCCGUCACCCUAAUUAUCUCGGUGACAUCAUCAUGGCAUUAGCAUGGUCCCUACCCUGUGGUUUUAAUCACAUUUUGCCAUAUUUCUAUGUGAUUUAUUUCAUCUGCUUGCUUGUUCAUCGGGAAGCUCGUGAUGAACAUCAUUGUAAGAAAAAGUAUGGCUUGGCAUGGGAAAGGUAUUGUCGGCGCGUACCAUACCGCAUAUUUCCUUACAUUUACUAGAGCGCUCCAGAUACCUGUUUUGCAAAUUACUUCUAAAGUUUCUUUGCAAAUAAAAAUAUACCUCUUACCUUUGCACUUGGUCAAUUUAUUUAGGCUUUAAAAAAAAAAAAAGUGACCAAACAAUUGAGUGCAUCAAUGAGUAUUUGCAAGUAAUCCUAAAUACGUGAGUUAUGUGAACUGACUGUCUGUGACCUCAAUUUAAAAAAAAAAAUUGUGAAUUUUAAAAAGUCUUGGAGCCCUAAUUUUUCAAGUUAAAUUUUAUUUAGAAUCCUGAGUUUACACAUUUUUUUAUUACGUUAAUUAAGCACUGUGAUGUAAAGUAUAUUAUUUUCUUAAUACAAUAAAUAUGGAAGUUCCACCCAGAUAAUUUUUUGGUGUUACUUGUACCAUCUAACUUCAGAUGUCUGACUUACUUGCCUGAAUUGGAGGAGCAGGCAAUGCUUUUUGGUCAGUGUAGCCACAGGUGGAAAAUUCAGCCCCUGCAAGAUUCCUCCCCCUUCUAGCUUUUUUGUUAGUGGGAUUUUUGGUCAGGAAGGUUCAGGUGCCCCCUUCUGACCAGUGGCUGUAGAAGGGAUGAAUGAACAGAAUGAGGAGGAGGGCACAAAUGCUUCCUCGUUAUUCCUGAGGCAACUUCAACAGGGGCCAAGAGGGACUCUGUGCUGCCCCUGGCCCCGUCUAGAGGGACGCCACACUUCUGGCUCAGAUUCCUGAAGGUAGAUGAUACAAGCGCUCACUUCAGCUGCAAAUGGAGCUGAAGAAGUGAGUAGCGAAUCCUAAUCCUGCAUCUAGAAACAAACACAGGGGUAGCAAAAGUUGCAAUGAUGCAUGAUUGAAAAGAGUAAAAUGACCACAGUUGGCUUAUUCCAAUCUUUGUAAAAUAUGUCUUAAUGUACCAUAGCAUUUACUGAGUGUGUAUAAUAAAGCUUCCACGUUUUUGCUGUACAGUGUUUGGAUUUGAAAAUGUGAUAACCUUUUUAGGAGCAGGAGACAUUUUUUAACUAAAUCAAUUUCCAGCCAUUAAAAAAAAGUUCAUUUAAUAAAGAUUUUUGUAAAUUAAUGUAUUAAUUCUCAAAACAAUUGAAGUGUUCAUGACAGAUAUGCUAUGAAAAUGUAGGAAGUGCUCCUCAUUCCAAAGUUGUUUUUUUUUUGAAUUUGGCAUUGCUACCUCAUAUGUAGGUUUUGCCUUUUGUACUGUUGCAGAUAGAGAAAAUAGCUAUUUUUUGCUACUGCUAUUUAAAACGUUUUUUACAUGAGCCUGUGGUUUAACUUGACCACUUCCUAAUAUAUUUUUGUAUAUAUUUGACUUUUUAACUGAUGUAUGUGUUCUAGUCAUUAGCUGUGUUCUUUGUCUAACUGGCUGUAAAUCAGAUGCCAUUUCAGUAUUUCUUAAGUAGAAUAAUUUUAUAUUUUACUGAAAUAAUCUUGUAUUGAUUAACUAGAACUACUAUUCUGUCUUCACAACUGAUAACUUUUCACAUACUUCAUAAGUGAGGUUUAUAGCACAAAUUCUCUCAAAGCUUAUUAGAAUCUUAAAUGUGUAGUAGAGAAGGAAUUGCAGGUACAUUUGCAGUUGCUUGUGGGAAGGUUAUUAACAAAUCAGAAUGAUGCUAUUUUUAAUUAUGGUCAGUUCUCUUGAAAUGUUGAUGUAAUUGAAGUUUAGCAUGUGGAGUUUCUUUUUUUUUUAAUUAAAAACCCUCUUUUUGUACACAGACAUUUUUAAUGGUAAUUGUACAUUUAAAGUGUAUAUAAUGUAGCUUGCUGAGCUUGAUUUUCGAGUGUCUUCAGAAAAUCUGUAUUUUAAUGUUGUAAGGAAAAUGUUUUAGGACAAGUACAUUGCUUGCUGGAAAAAGAGCAGUGCCUGUAACAACACUGAAGAGCAUUCACUCCUGUGAAGUAGCAGAUGAAACUGGGAUUAUUUUUUUAUGAUUGCUCAGUGGGUUAAUGGGAAACGUAGCAAUCAUUUAUCUGCACGAGCUGCUGUUUUAACUGCAGCUGGUGUUUUAAAAAUAUACUGGAGCUGGGGACGUUUUAACUCACCCUGUGAACUCUGAGAUGCUACUGCCAUCCCAAUUUUAUCUGUUGCCAUACAAGAUUAUUAAAAUGUAAUUCAGACUCCUUUUCUUUCAGAAACAGAUCUUGAUUGAUAAUAACUUGAGUUUGUUCAUUUACAUGCUGAGUUUUAUGUGAAUUUGAUUUUGAAGUAAUUGUUUUUAAUACAAACAAGCCUAUAAGCUAAAAUAAAGCUCUUGCUUAAAAU
Anas platyrhynchos (mallard) is the source of this 4251-nucleotide messenger RNA. RefSeq names its product lamin B receptor (gene LBR). Lineage: Eukaryota; Metazoa; Chordata; Aves; Anseriformes; Anatidae. Gene Ontology annotation, cellular component: nuclear inner membrane. The record is from RefSeq and is a predicted model, not a curated record. Gene Ontology annotation, molecular function: Delta14-sterol reductase activity. Gene Ontology annotation, biological process: cholesterol biosynthetic process.